CCGCCCGCUCGCGUCAGCACAGCACGCUCCUCAUUUCCCCCCCGGACUUUCCCUUCCCCCCCUCUCCUCUUCUUGUCUCCUACUCCUCCUCCUCCCAAUCUAGAACCCCCUCCCUCCUUCCUCUGCUUUCCCCCGACCCCCGCAUUCCCCUUCCGUUCACGGUUGACCCAGCGAGCGUUUCCCCGCUCUCCGACGGCUGCUGCCGUACGCCAGGUGCUGAGGAGGUGUUCGUCGUCGGUAUCUUCGCCGGCAACGAGAGCACUCGACAGGUUGAAUUACCUUUUACUCGGUGUUCUGUGCUCUCCAACUGCUUCGCUUGUCACAUAAAAAUCGUAGAGGAAAAUGGACUACUAUCAGCUGAAUGAAUGGAUAGCAUGAUGAUGAAUUGUAUAUCCUACAUCAUUUUUAUACUUUAGUUAAAACAGCUUGAUGGAACCUAGAAAAGAUGAUGUUCGCUCUGCUGCUCAAAGUUCCAUUCGUGGGUCCUCAAGCUCAGCAUGCACCAGUUAUCCCAUUCCAGAAUACCCUGUUGCAGGCACCGUUAAGCCUGUCCUUAAUUAUUCAAUUCAAACUGGGGAGGAGUUCUCUCUUGAAUUCAUGAGAGCUAUACCCAAGAAACAUCUUGUUCCUGGUAUGCCUCAUAAUCAGAAUGUCACUUCCAGUACUGGUCACAAAGAUUCCAGAGUAAGCCUUGGUGCUCAUCGCACAGGAGGUGAAACUAGAUUCGAUGCAUCAAUAUUUCUGACCUCAGAUAACCAUCAACCAGAUGAAGUUGAAAGAAAACCUUUUUCUGAAAAUGAAAACAGAAGAAGGCACAUGUCAAGUAUGUCAGUUCCACGAGUUCCAUCUGGUGGUGGAAGUAGUCAGGGACUGUCCCGUGGCUAUGCUUCUUCUGAGGCUUCAGAAACUUCCAGAGUGAUUAAAAUUCUCUGUAGCUUCGGGGGGAAAAUAUUACCCCGACCAAGUGAUGGAAAGCUUAGGUAUGUUGGUGGUGAGACCCAUAUAAUUCGGAUUAGUAGGAAUGUUUCCUGGCAGGAGCUUAAACAGAAGACAACUGCCAUAUAUAAUCAACCUCAUGCUAUCAAGUAUCAGUUACCCGGUGAGGAUCUUGAUGCCUUGAUCUCAGUUUCAAAUGAUGAAGAUUUGAGAAAUAUGAUGGAAGAAUGUGGUUUGCUUGAUGGAGAUGGGUCCCAGAAGCUUAGGAUAUUCCUUGUUUCUUCUAUUGAAUUUGAUGACAUGAGUUUCAGCCUGGGUAGUAUGGAUAGUGAUUCUGGGAUCCAAUAUGUUGCUGCCAUCAACGGGAUGGAUGGAAUUGCUGCGAAUUCAUCUAGUGGCCAGGGUUUGGUAAAUACAUCCAUGAAUGAACCCGAUCAGUUCUUUAAUCUCAAUUUUGAUAGUAGGCUGACAAACUCAAGCAGAGACAGUUCAAAUUUGCAUGCAGUGAAUGCGUCUACUUUCAUGCCUCCAGAGAUGCUCUCAAGACCAAUGCCAUCAGCUCUAUACAGUGAUAAUACUGCAAAUUUGCGCUCUUACUAUAGCCAUGGGAUGCAGAAUUUGCAGGGUUCUGAUUACUCUAACCCAGCUACCAGUGAAAGAUUUCAUGACAUUCAGGGACAGAGGAUGCAGAAUUUGCAGGGUUCUGAUUACUCUAACCCAGCUACCAGUGAAAGAUUUCAUGACAUUCAGGGACAGAGGAUGCAGAAUUUGCAGGGUUCUGAUUACUCUAACCCAGCAACCAGUGAAAGAUUUCAUGACAUUGAGGGCCAGAUAUCUAUUCCUCUAUCUACACCUUCUGAUUAUAGAUAUACAUCCCAGUAUGCACCUUUCUCAGGAACUGCUUCACAGCGAUCUAUUGAUCAACAAUUUUAUCAGGAUGCUCAGACAGAAGCAUCAGUGGAGGAGGAAAAGAGGUUUUCUGGUAACAUGCCUAAUCAAAAUAAUGAACUAGAUUACUUUCAGUCGCUUGAAAAUCUCAGUGGUCAUACAAAGCAUCAAGACUCAUCUGCUUCAAACUAUAUGCCUUCAGGAGCCCCCCCUACUGCUGGUAUUCAAGAAGGUGUGACAUCUUCUCUUCAACCAAGUGACAAUGUGAAGAACCUAGAGACUUGUACCAUGCCAAGAGCUAGGUCGACAACGCAGGGUUCAGAUAUCAGCGAAGAUGAUCGCCAUUCUGGUGGAGCUUUUGCAUCUGGCUGUUCUGACUUUCAGGCUGACAUGAUAGAUCACAGCUAUAAGAAUCCGUCUCCUCACCCUGGGCGAGUUUUUCAUUCUGAGCGGAUUCCUAGGGAGCAAGCAGGCUUUCUGAAUCGGCUAUCGAAAUCUGAAGAUUCGCUUAAUCCAGAACUUUUAAUUCAUCAGUCGCAGUCUGGCGUUGCAAGUGAACACAUUUUAGAAAAUAUUGACUCUGCAUUUGAGGGGACUGAAAAACCAAAUUUAGCUGCCCAGGAUAUAAAUCUAAAUGAUCCAGCUGUCGAUGAUAGUCUUAUACAGUUUGAGAAAGGGUUUACCAACACUGUACAGCAAGCUUCUCCAUUCAGUGCACAUCUGCUUGGUGAAAAGAGGUCCUCAGAUGACAGGAGCAGUAGAAAUGGGGAGAAAGUUAGCCAUGCAGCUGAACAGGUCGUAGCUAAAGGCAAACUUGAUGAGGAAACUUCUCAAGAUGUAGAAACAACUAAUCAGCUGGGUUCUCAUGCUGCUGUACCACAUAUUAGUUGGGAUGCUCCUAAGCCAACACUGCCAACUGAUUGUGAAUACGAUCCUGUUGUACCAUGUUCCACCAGCUCUGUGGAUGUUUCUCACAAGGAAACUAUUAUCCCGAGCACACAAAAUAGAGACAUUGCUGGUAGUACAGAGAGGACCUCCCCUGACAUUCUUUCUGAUUUCUUUGCAAAUGCUAAUUCUUUAGCACAGUCAUCCAGUCCUUUUAUUGAUCCAAUCCAUAGCUUGAAUAUGCCUAAUUAUGAACCCCAGCGGUGGUCAUUUUUCAGAAAUCUUGCACAAAAUGAGUUUCCAAAAAAGGAUGAGGCCCAAGAUCUGGCAAAAAUUGAGGAGGGAGUUUAUCCCUUAGAUCAUUUAGAGCAUGAUACAACUAAUGUGAAGAAUUUGGCUCCUCAGAGUGAUGCUCCUGUGGAAGUGUCUCCAAUAGCUUCCCACACCAAUGUUGAUCCUAGCAUUUCAAUCCCAGGUUUUGUCUCAUCACAGAUUGACAAUCCAACGACAACGAAGAACGUUGAAGGGUUCCAAGUUGAUAAUCCUUUUACAAAUAUGCAUGAAAUGAUGCCAUCUCAUCUGGAUUUUGAGGAACAGAAGACUGAAGAGGGUAGGGCUGUUGGACCAGUCAUGGAUGCUUCCUUUAAAGACAAUGAUUUUGAAUACUUGCAGAUCAUCAAGAAUGAAGACCUCGAAGAGCUUAGGGAACUUGGUUCAGGCACAUUUGGAACUGUGUACCAUGGUAAAUGGAGGGGCAGCGAUGUAGCCAUUAAGAGAAUAAAGAAAAGCUGCUUCACAGGACGGUCUUCAGAACUAGAAAGACUAGCGCAUGAAUUCUGGCGAGAAGCUGAAAUUCUUUCAAAGCUUCAUCAUCCAAAUGUUGUGGCAUUUUACGGUGUUGUGAAAGAUGGGCCAGGUGGUACAUUGGCAACCGUGACUGAGUUCAUGGUUAAUGGUUCUCUUCGACAUGUUUUGCAGCGCAAGGACAAAUAUCUCGAUCGUCGUAAGCGGCUUAUCAUAGCAAUGGAUGCUGCAUUUGGCCUGGAAUAUUUGCACUCGAAAAAUAUUGUGCACUUUGAUUUGAAGUGUGAUAACUUGCUCGUAAAUCUUAAAGAUCAAUCGCGUCCCAUAUGUAAAGUUGGUGACUUUGGCUUGUCCAAAAUAAAAAGAAAUACCCUGGUUUCAGGAGGUGUGAGAGGGACUCUCCCAUGGAUGGCUCCAGAAUUACUUAAUGGAAGCAGCAAUAAGGUGUCAGAGAAGGUUGAUGUAUUUUCUUUCGGUAUUGUUAUGUGGGAAAUCCUCACCGGCGAAGAACCAUAUGCCAAUAUGCACUAUGGCGCAAUUAUAGGGGGCAUCGUAAACAACACACUGAGGCCUACUGUGCCAGCUUCAUGUGAUCCGGAGUGGAGAAGACUCAUGGAGCAGUGCUGGGCUCCGGAUCCGGCACAGCGCCCAGCGUUCACAGAGAUUGCUGGACGGCUUCGCUCCAUGUCAGUUGCAGCAAAUCAGGCGAAAGCAACCAAAUAAAUUACAGGUGGAGUACUUCCUUUCAAUCCCCAAUUUGUUGGGGGUUCAUUUCUCUUUUUUUUUCCCUUCUCUUUUUGACUGGAGAGUAAUACAUAUACAUGUAUGUUAUAGAGUGCUGUAAAAAUUAGUGCGUCAAUUUAUUUAUACCAUGUCAUGGGCUGGACUGUAUCCGGUAAUAUACUGGACUCGGUGUGAAGGUUGUGAUGUAUAAAAGUUUUAGAUGGAAUUUGUUGAAUGGUCGCAGGUGUGCCCCCUCAUAAACAGAAAUGAAUGUUAUAAUAUAUUGAAAACUGUGAGCAAGAAGCUCCAUACUACACCUUUGGACUUCA
Molecule: messenger RNA, 4565 nt
Organism: Sorghum bicolor (sorghum)
Lineage: Eukaryota; Viridiplantae; Streptophyta; Magnoliopsida; Poales; Poaceae
Exons: 9
Coding region: 430-4236 (1268 amino acids)
Biological process (GO): protein phosphorylation; signal transduction
Cellular component (GO): cytoplasm
Molecular function (GO): protein binding; ATP binding; protein kinase activity
Source: RefSeq, a predicted model, not a curated record